AUCACGGCCGUGUCUCUCUCUAGGGUUCAAUUAAAAAGUCUUUGAAUGAUGAAGCCACCUACGGAGGAGGCAGCUGCUGCCCCGAUAACGGUCUACUGGGACAUAAAGGGGUGUCCGGUUCCUGAUGGCUAUGAUCCCCGUCGGGUGGAUCCGUGUAUCAAACGGUAUUUGAGGAAUUUAGGCUACUCUGGUCCUAUCACCAUCACCGCCGUUGGCGUACUAUCAGAGGUCCCUAAAGACAUCCUAGAAGCGGUCUCUACCACUGGAAUCUCUCUUCUUACCUGCGCCUACGAUCCCACAGACAUGAUUGAUCUUUCCCUCGACUAUUUUCAAUUGGAUCCAACUCCAUCUAAUAUGAUGGUCAUAUCAAGUCUACCAGACUAUGUUCCUCCAAACUUCGUCAAUGAAAACGGACGUGGUGGAUAUUACGAUAUUUUCCCGUUUCCGUUUGACUCUACUCCAGAAGCCGCUGAGUAUCUCUGGAAAUACUCUCUCCUGGGUCUGGCUGAUCCAAGUGUACUUGUUGAGGAGGAUAACUGCAAUGACACAAGUGGUGAAUCUGUCCGCUGGGUUUGCCCUGCUUGCCAUGAUCUGCUUGGCCAAGGCUUUGAAAAUUUCAUCACUCACCUCUCUUCUCCGGAACAUGAACAUGAGGUAUAUAUUAAAAAGCCAUCCUUGCCCAACUUGGAAAAUGGGUUAACCCCCGUGGUCCGUCCCUUUUUGAAGCCAUAG
Camelina sativa (false flax) is the source of this 732-nucleotide messenger RNA. NCBI's taxonomy places the organism in Eukaryota, Viridiplantae, Streptophyta, Magnoliopsida, Brassicales, Brassicaceae. The record is from RefSeq and is a predicted model, not a curated record.